Messenger RNA from Brassica napus (rape), 5334 nucleotides. Its product is annotated as BES1/BZR1 homolog protein 1. Lineage: Eukaryota; Viridiplantae; Streptophyta; Magnoliopsida; Brassicales; Brassicaceae. Gene Ontology annotation, molecular function: DNA-binding transcription factor activity. Bases 302 to 1159 code for a protein of 285 amino acids. The record is from RefSeq and is a predicted model, not a curated record. The transcript has 8 exons. Gene Ontology annotation, biological process: DNA-templated transcription; brassinosteroid mediated signaling pathway.
GUCAUACAUUCACCUCCUCUUUUUCACCCUUUUUCCUUAAUAUGCCAAAAGUAGCUGCAAUAAAAUAAAAUUGGAAAUUUAUCGCAGCCUAAUAACGUAACGAUAUCAAAUGGGUGUAUGUACCUGUUUUUAUCAAUUAAAUUACAAUCAGAAAAAAUUCCAAAAACAAUCACAAAUGCUUAUAACUUUUGCCUCUGUUUUCUCCUCGUGAAGGAAAAAACUCUUUUAGCGUUUCUCGCUCCUCGAGAAUUACACAACACAAACAAAAACUCAGAAAAAGUGUGAAGUAAAUAAACAGAGAAUGACAGCAUCAGGAGGAGGAUCCACGGCGGCCGGAGGAGCAGGAGCUACGGGGAGGAUGCCAACGUGGAAGGAGAGGGAGAACAACAAGAAGAGAGAGAGAAGGAGAAGAGCCAUAGCAGCUAAAAUAUUCACCGGACUCAGAUCUCAGGGAAACUACAAGCUCCCUAAGCAUUGUGACAACAAUGAAGUACUCAAAGCUCUCUGCGUCGAAGCUGGUUGGAUCAUCCACGAAGACGGCACCACUUACCGAAAGGGUUCCCGACCAACAGAAACAACACCGCCGCGCGUGAGCGCGUGUUCGUCAAUCCAGCUCAGUCCUCAUUCAUCGGCUUUUCAAAGCCCAGUUCCGUCGUACCAAGCGAGCCCAGCCUCGUCAUCUUACCCAAGCCCGACCCGGUUUGACCCGAACCAUUCCUCAACAUAUCUCAUCCCUUAUCUCCAAACCCUAGCUUCAUCCGGAAACCUAGCUCCUCUCAGAAUUUCCAAUAGUGCCCCUGUCACACCUCCAGUUUCAUCUCCUAGAGGCUCACAUCCGAGACUACCCAAGCCACAGUUCAGCAACUUCCCAGUCUCAGCUCCUUCAAGCCCAACACGGCGUCUCCACCACCACUACACAUCGAUUCCUGAAUGCGACGAGUCGGAUGUCUCCACGGUCGAUUCUUGUCGAUGGACCCGUUUUCAACCGGUGACUGUUUCUCAGACAUGUCCGCCGUCGCCAACUUUUAACCUCGUCAAAAAUAGCGUUUGCGUUGGCGGCGGAGACGUUUCGGUGAAGCCGUGGGAAGGUGAGAAGAUUCACGAUGUUGGUGUCGAUGACUUGGAGCUGACGUUAGGUAACUCUAAAGGACGCGGCUAAGAGGAUAGUAUCGGAAUUAACGAUUAGAAGGGAGAACUGUUCGGUUACGUGUGUCCGGUUUAACCUUAACUAAUUUGGGAGGAUGACCUUCUUGGUCUGCUUCAUGCAUUCAUGGCCUAUGCACAGUCAUUUUCGUUAUCAAUGUUUCAUGUCACCAAAGUUAAUUUUCACGUAUAAUUCUCCCUAUAUUUAUUUAAAGAAAUGGUGAUGGUUGAAAGGAAAUAAGCAAGUGUGUGACUGAAAGUGAGAGGGACCAUUCCCCCAUGUGGUGUUGGGGGCAUGUGAAGUGAUUCUUUUCUAUUGCUCUCUCUCUCUAACCACGCGUGACUCUUCAAUGUGCCUAUCUAUCAUACACCGAUGUUUAGUGGACCUGUAAUUUUCAUUACUUUUAAGAAAUUCAGUGAGAAACAUUAUCCAUGAAUGAGAAUAUACGGGUGACUUUAUUUUGUGUGUUGAGAAUGUUGUUUUGCUAUAUAAACAUGAGAGGUUGGUUGGUUCAUGUGUUCUGAGAGUUCUGUCGGUAUAAACGUUUAAACGGAAAUUAUUAAAGGUUUUUAUUGAGACUGAUACUUCUUUUGGUAAAUUAUUAGUUUUUUCAGUUUUUAGGGAAAUAGAUUUUUUUUUUUGAAGGAUGAACUUACAUCUAAGUAGAAAUGUUCCAGUUUAGCUUUCCAUUCUGUUUUGAUUUUGAUUUUGAUUUUUUUUGUAAAUAGUUUAUAUAAUGUUUAAAGUUUAGAUAGAAUACCAGGGACAUUCAGAUACCCGUUCAGAUCUGGUUUAGGUAAUUCCAAUUUUGGAUAUUUCGGUUUUUUAUUGUUCAUGGCAGAUUUGGUUCGGCAAGACUCGAGUUUAGAUAUUUCAAAAUGUAACUGAAAUAUCCAAAUUUGUGUUAAAAUAUUUAAAUAUAUAAAUUGUCAUAUAUUCAGAUUUUUUCCAUAUGAAUCUAUAUUUAAACCAAAACUAACGUAAACAACCAAAAGAGUGGUGAUGGUCUGAUCAGCCAAGCCAACGGGACAACAUGUCCCUAAAUUUUUUCCUUCACUUCCUUGCGUGAAUCAUAUUGCGAAUGACCCUAUCAAUGCAUUUGAAUAAUGCCUCGGGAGGAAUGUGGAUGUUAUUGUGGAGUACAUUAUUUCUUUGCUUCCACAUAUGGAAAAGUGUGACUUGAGCCGUGAGACAGCGAAGAAGGCAUGAUCAAACAUGUCUUUAUGAUAAACAUGUUUGUUUUCAACAUGGAUGAAACACUGUCUCAAAUUCAAAAUAAGCUGUAGUCUUUGAACAGACAAAGGUUGUAGUUCUCUUUAUGCAGUUCUGUUUAAAAUUUUAAAUCUGCCUGUAGUCCACUAACCCAAAAAUUAUAUCCGGUUUGUACAUUAUGGUAGUCUGCGACGAGCCGAGAUAACAAGUGUGUAAGAAAUUGAAACCAUGAUAGGUUGGAUUGAAAUACUUAGAUAAAAUCUUAUCCUUUUGACUAAUUAAGAUAAUUAAUUUAUUAUAUUUAAAUAAUAUAUUUUUUUAUUAUAUUAGUAACAAAAUAUAUUUUAAACAGACACUUUUAAACUUAUUUGUUUUAUCAUUUUGAGUUCAUUACUAUUAAUGGCGGAAGCUCUAGCCGUCUUCUCGGCUCUCAAAUCAGCAGUUUUACUUGAUGUUUCAAGCAUCAAAAUUCACUUUGACAACCAAAAUCUGAUCAAAGUCAUCAACAACAAACUCUUCGACAAAGAGAUAUACGGGGUGGUUUGCGACAUCCAAAUUCUCUCUGCUCUGUUUGAUGAUUGUUCAUUUGCUUCUAUUCAUAGGGUUGAGAAUUGUAAAGCUGAUGCUAAUUGCUAAAGCCACACUCGGAACCCAUUUGGAUGUACAUGGUUUGUUGGUGGACUAAAACUCUUUUUUUUAAUUAAUGAAUAAGUUGUCCAAAUAAAAUAAUAAUUUAAUGAAAUACUUUGGUUGUCGUCAAAAUAAUAUAUCAAAAUUUUCAAAUAAUGAAGAUAGAAAAAUUAAAACGUUAUAAUAAUCUAUAUAUACUAUAUUAAAAGGGAUAUAUGAGGAGUAGAGAGCUGUCCACGUAGGACAUUAAAAUCGUCCAAUAAGAAGUUGUUUAUUUGACACGUCAGCUAAGCUGUUGAUUGUUAGGCUUCGAUUUUUUUUAAAAACAGAAAGAAUGUUAAGGUUGUUGGCCCAGUAAGCCCAACUCCGUUGCUUACGUUUCCCUUUCUUUUUUCUCCAGAUCCCGAUUUGCUAGAUCGAUUCGUGAGACCCUUGGCUGUUCCUCUUCUUCGAUUAUGUUUCCCUCAGUACUUUACAUAUAUAUUUUACUUUGAUAAUCGAUACUCUAUUGUUAACACCGACCACACAACAUAGAUCUUCAUGUCUUCUGUAGACUUCCGGAAAGACUCUAAGAAACCUAGCGUUGACAAUAAUUCAAUGAUCGCCGUAAACAUGGAUGUGGCUGCAAUGGAAACUGAUCGGUUGCGAUAACCUCCAUCGUUCUGAGGCAUUGCAGUUCUUUCGAAGAUGGAGAAGUGAAAGACGCGAAAAGGAUAUGGACAGUCAUGAGGAAGAGAGUUGGAUUAACGAUUUUCAGCUCCACUUCUCCGGAAAAUACGAGCACCGCAACACCGGCAAAAUCCCACAUCGUCUUGGAAAGCUUCGGGUUUUGGUUUCAGCCUGUAUCCUCUGUUUCUUAAUUAUAUAUUCCCUCUACAACCUUAUAUAUGUAUGUAAAUAUAUAUCAUCUGUUUUUAUUCCUUCUUUCAAACUCACACCUUCAUUUGGUCAAGCCACGUGUUGUUCGCAGGAAUCUAUGAUCGUGGCUCUAUCAAUUCACCGGAUCCAUCAAGAUCCAAAUUGUUCAUAUUCAUCGAUACAUCCUAUUGCUUCCCGUACAGGUAACCUCUAUCUAAACUCCAAAAACCAGUGAUCAAAUGUUAGUUUGACGCCAACAUUCAUGCCAUCAAAGAAUUCACAAGCAGCUUGAGAGGUGCAGCAGCAGAGGUUUCCCGUGUUGAUGCCAUGGAAGGGAUAAAAAAACAGAACUUGUGCCAAUUGGAGAUCUAAACACAUACAUCUCCAACUCUAACGAGCAGGCACAUGUAUUUGUAAAGCUCAGAUGUGUUUCUCCUGACAUUACCGGGUUUAUCAGGGUCCGUCCUGAACUAGCAGUUGAUGACCGCAAAGAUAGUGACACGUUUGUGGUCUUCAACAAGGAGUUGACUAAGCUCAUCAAGCAAGAUGCAACUACUCUGGCUCUUGAGGAGAUGAGUGGCGAUGGAGGGCAGGAUCUACCAAGAUGCCUUGAAGAUCUAGCUGGCAAGGAUUACGUUUUCCAGAUUCGUAUCACUCCGUGCAGGUUCAUCCCAAACCAGUGUACCUUCACAGUCUCUGCAAUCAGUGAUGACAUCUUCUUUGGUGGGCUAAUACAAGUUUUCCAAAACUUUUUCUCCUAACUAUUUUAACCAACACAUGUACAACUGUAUCUCAUAGUAGCAGCAGCAACCAAGCUUAAGUCGUUGACAGGGAAGGUGGACAAGCAACAACAGCAGCCAGCUACACGGUUGAUGCGGAGAAGAGAGCUAUGGGAGUUGACGAAGCACAUCCUCCCGACUUUGAAGACAAAGAAAAAGCUGCAAACGCUCAUAUGAGUGGCGAUGGAGGGCAGGAUCUACCAAGAUGCCUUGAAGAUCUAGCUGGCAAGGAUUACGUUUUCCAGAUUCGUAUCACUCCGUGCAGGUUCAUCCCAAACCAGUGUACCUUCACAGUCUCUGCAAUCAGUGAUGACAUCUUCUUUGGUGGGCUAAUACAAGUUUUCCAAAACUUUUUCUCCUAACUAUUUUAACCAACACAUGUACAACUGUAUCUCAUAGUAGCAGCAGCAACCAAGCUUAAGUCGUUGACAGGGAAGGUGGACAAGCAACAACAGCAGCCAGCUACACGGUUGAUGCGGAGAAGAGAGCUAUGGGAGUUGACGAAGCACAUCCUCCCGACUUUGAAGACAAAGAAAAAGCUGCAAACGCUCAUGUGAGUGAUAUUUUCAAGUUGAUCAAACUGUCAAUCCCACUUAGCUUUCAUCGCUUUUAAAUUGCUAUAUUCCUAUGUUUUCCUAUUUUAAUCUUUGCUUGUAUCUUGCAUUUUUGGAAGUUGACAGGUCUAUGCAUAUUGAGAAUGUUCUUACGUUA